AUGAGGGCCACGCAGCUCGCUCCAAACCAGCCUCUCGCCUUCAUGCGCCAAGGUGCGGCGUGGCUGGCGUUGGGCAAGAAGGACGAAGCCAAGGCCGCCUUCACCCAAGGCUACCAAGCCGCAACCACCACCGGCAGUAGCGCUGCCGCCACCACUCCCCUCCCCGCGUCCUCCUGCGUUGACCUUGAGUUCGCGCUGCGCCUGCACACGCUCUCCCUCGACCCCUCCUCCCCGCUAUCCCCAACGCCCAAGCUCGCUUCUCCCUCUCAGCAGACUCCCUCUGCAAACGCGUCUCCUGCGUCUCCUUCCUCUGCGAAUCCCCCUCGCACACCGUCUCCCUCGUCCUCACAUCGCGCUCCUGCUGCCACUUCUGCUGCCCAGAAUGGGUGUGUGAUUGUAGAGACGGGCUCUGGGGAUGCAUCAUCACGUAGAGCAAAAGAGAAGGGGGCCAAUGGGGAGGUUGCAACUGUGGAGGCGCGGGGAGAUGCUUCACCUAAGGAGCAGAAGAAAGAGGGGAAGAAGAAGGGGGGUCGAGAAGGAGAGAGAAGGGAAGGGAGUGGCGGAGGCGAGGACAGAGGGAAAGGGAGCAGUGGCGGAGGGAAGGGGUUGGGAGGAGCACGCGGCAGCCUGGCAUUGGAUUUGUUGAUUUCCCUUGGGAUCAACCAAGUUCUGGAGACAGACGGGCGGGCGCUGGGUGCGCUGGUGGGGCGGGGCACAGCACGGGCUCUGCAGCGCAAGCUCAAAGAGGCCGUGGCUGAUUUCACUGCUGCGAUUGAGAUUGAGCCGCGGGCAGCAGAGGCGUGGAAGCGGCGAGCGCAGGCGAGGGCUGCUCUGGGGCAGAUGGACGAGGUGAUUGAGGAUUUCACUCGAGCGUUCACCAUCGACCCCUCGUCCACGGAUGUGCUAGCUGAGAGGGGUGAGUGUCUUGCUGUGCUCUUGCUGUGCGGAAAGGAUGGGGUGGUCCUUGGAGUGGUGUAUGUGAAGCAGCGCAACUACCGUGCAGCCAUUUCGGAUCUAAAGACCUCUCUGGAUUCCAAUCCGAAAGAUGCCAACGCGUAUAACUUCCUGGGCUUGGCGCUGACGGGCACAGGGGCGUGCAUGGAGGGCGUUGCGGCGUACAAGAAGGCUGUGGCCCUGCGCGCAGAUUUCAAGGAUGCGUGGGUUAACAUGGGGCAGGCUUAUAAGGAGUACGGCGAUGCAGAAAACGCAGCCAAGUGCUACCAGAAGGCAUUGGACGCGGACUCAAGCUUUGCCACGGUGUACCGCUACUGGGCGCUGCUCAAGCACGGCGUGGGCGACCACAGCUUUGCGACGGUGUACCGCUACUGGGCGCUGCUCAAGCAUGGCGUGGGCGACCACAGAGGCGCGUCCCAGAUGGCGCAAAAGGGGCUGAGGUUGGAGAGGAGCAACAUCGAGCUCAUGUACUCGUAUGCCUCCUCCGAGCAUGCCGUGGGGGAAUACGCCACUGCCGUGAGUGGGUCACUCGUGCGCACGUAUGAUGAGAUGCUGGGCGUGGAGACAGACUCGGAGUCGAAGCUGCUGCAGUUCCUCGGCUUCUACCAGCGCGAGAUUGCUCUCUACACUCUCUCCAAGCACUCCCACCCGCUCGCCCACUUCAGCCUUGACAGAGACCUCGACCCCUUCUUCAAGAUUGCCCUUUACACGCUCUCCAAGCACUCGCAGCCGCUCGCCCACUUCAGCCUCGACAGGGACCUUGACCCCUUCUUCAAGGAAGCGUGGUGCAAGAAGCUUCCCCCCACGCUGCUCUUCCCAGGCUACACCACCCAGCCAGUCCCACCCUCCAUCGCCGUGCGUCUGGGCAAGAAAGCCUCCUCUGCUGCAGGGGGCAGCAGCAGCGGCGGUGGCAGCAGCAGCGGCAGUGGCGGCGGUGGUGGCGGUGGGGGCGGCAAGAGCGGUGGGAAUCCCGAGGUGCAGAGGCUGCUGGAACUAGCUGAUCGGAUAGGCCGGCUCACGCAGUACUCGUGCCCUGGCUUCCAUGCCAACGUCCGCCAGUAUCGCAUGGCGGGCCUUGCUGCCAUAGAAAUCGCCCAGGCUGUAGCAGCCGCUUGGGAACAGCGCGAGGAGGAGGCUGCUGCUGCUACAGCUGCUGCCGCUGCUGCUACAGCUGCUGGUAGCGCAUCUCCUGCUUCCGCUGCAGCAGCAGCCGUUCUUGCUGAGCUGGAGGAUGGAGGCACUGACAUGUCGUCCUUCUCCAAGUCAUCAUCUGCUGACGUGUCAUUGUCUCCUGUGCCUUCCUCUGAUGACGUGUCAUCACUUCAUUUGGACGAUUCUCUGAUGGAUGAUGGGGGUAGCAGCAGUGGAAGCGAGGCAGUGGCAGGCGGAAGCAGAAGUCAGGAGGAGAGGAGGAAGGGAGGGAAAAGUGGUGGGGGAAAAGGAGGGAAGAGCAAGGGCGGAAAGGGAGGAGGGCGGGGCAAAGGAGGAGGUGGAAGCGGAGGGAAAGGUGUCUCUGCAAGCGCAGCAGGGGUUGGGGCAGGCUCAGGCGCAGGGCAAGGGAAGGGGGGUGUGACAACAAAGGGAGUGCAGAUAAAGGGGUGGAGGGAUGCAUACUCCAUUGCUGUGCGCUGGAGGCAGCUGUCAGAGCCGUGUGACCCGGCUGUAUGGGUGGACAUGCUCACGGAGAAAGAGUUUCGAGCGGGCUUUGGGUCUCACACACCCAUACUUAUUGGGCAGACUAAGGUGGUGCGCUACCAUGCUAACUUCGACAGGGCGUUUGCAAUAAUGAAGGAGGAGAUGCUGCGGUCGGGUGCGGUGCACAACGCUGCUAACAACCGAGUGGCCGUCGAUGCACCCGCCCAGAAAGCAGCUGUGGCCUCAGCCAAGGCGUGUGAGGAUCUGUAUCGGGUGGUGGGGGAGGAUUUCUGGAUCGUCACGCCCUGCUACAGCAUGGUGGACCCGGGGAAGGUUCUCGAGGGCACACGACUCACCCUUGUGAAGACCCCCACGGGGUUUGACUUUGCCAUCCGCACGCCCGGCACGCCCUCACGCUGGGCGGACUACGACGCAGAGAUGGCAGCUGCAUGGGAGGACUUGUGCGCAGUGGUGGGGGAGAAGAUGCAGGGGGGGGCAUGGAGGCCGCCUCUUGGUCCUUCUAUGGCACGAUUCCAGCGAGCCGUGCUGCGCCUCGCCUACUACUGGUACAACUUCAUGCCGUUGGCACGUGGAACAGCCAUGGUGGGGUAUGUGGUGACACUGGCGCUCUUCCUCGCGGCCCAACUUCAGGUCACCGCCACCAUCCCGGCCAAACUGCAGGCAUGCACUCCAGCACAUGUGUGGAAGGGAGCAAGAGACACAUGUGUGGCAUUUCUGCAUGUGUUGUCACCGCUUCUGCCUGCCCGCGCUCAUGUCCACCGUUUUAUCCUUCUUGUAAACUCGCCUGUCCUCACGAAUCCUUACCCCGCCCCACCCAUCUCCUUCCCCCCCUUCCCUGCUCUCCCCAAACGUCGGCAGGUGGACUGGGAGGCGAUUCUCUCAUCGCGCUUUGAAACCUUUGCCUCGGCAGUCAUGCCAUGGCUCUCCCCCUCAGUCACGCCCCUCACCGACCCCACGCUGCCCUCCUUCCCCUUGCUCACCUCCACCCUGCCCACCGUCGCGUCUGCUGUUGCCGCCCUCUCCUCGCCCCCAACAUCCUCCCUGACGCAGCGGCUGCGUCCGACUGGUCAGAAUCUUUCCCGUGCGCACGCCUCCCCCUCGAGCAGCCUGCCUCGCUCCGCUCCUUGCGCCCCUCCCAUGCCUCUUCUCCCCCUUGUGCCCUUUCCCUUUGGCGCGACCUACAGCGUGGUUGCGAGGCGGCGAUGCUUCCGACGGGGUAGCUCCUAUUCUUCCUGCCACUCCCCUCGCCCCUCUCGCCCCUUUUCUUUCCGCUGCCGUGGCCGCCGUUUCCCUCCCCUUCCCCCUCCCCCGGCGCUUCCCAGCGCCACUUUGAUUUCUCCCGCCAUUCACCACCAGCAACCGGUGCGCCGCUGCCAUUUUCCCCCCUUGGCGGACUUCCCCCAGCUGUCUCAUUUCUUCCCGGACUACAACCCCGCCUUCCCCCCGUGUUGCCCCUCCUUGCUCCCCCACAGCCCUUCCCCCAUUUCCUGCGUCCGCCCGCCAAUCAGGAGAGAGCACGAGGGCGCUCGAGCUCCCCUCUGCGUGAAGCGCGCCGAGCUGGCGCGGAAGGAGGCGGGUGAGGAGCGGGAGAAGCAGCAGCGCGGCAGAGUUCAUCCCCGCGACUCGCGCAGAUCGGCGGGUGUAUGGACGGUUCUACACUGCAGCUCGCGCAGAGGCUGUAUAUGGAGGUAG
Closterium sp. Naga37s-1 is the source of this 4302-nucleotide messenger RNA. NCBI's taxonomy places the organism in Eukaryota, Viridiplantae, Streptophyta, Zygnematophyceae, Desmidiales, Closteriaceae. The record is from the annotation of a GenBank genome assembly.